UUUCUUCUCAUCCGCUGGAUUCCACCAAUACGCUUGGAUGUGAAUUCAGCAUCCUUCCUGACACAGUGGUAUAUCUGGGAGGGAAAAGAAUAAAUCUAUUGGAGUAAAAAAACUUUACAACUAAACUGAGGCUCCUUCUCACCUACCUUCCACCUCAAACUGAUUGGUCCACUUUCCUUCACGUAACUAACCUCUCAGGUAUCCUGUAAAGUAUAUGCCCGGGUUUAGUUAUGCUAAACCUAUUGGAGGGACGCACUUGAAAGAAUGAGAUCAACAUGAGGUUCCUCCCCUCAGGCUUGCUCUAGAGAUCCCAUUUCCUUUGGGGACAGGAGCCUUUCAGCAUCUUCAGGAACUCAUUGCAAUGAGCAAGGUCAGCACAGGUCACAGUCAGGCCAUGUGAAAGGUGAGACUGUCUGGUUCUCUAAUGCUCUCAUCAUGUUCAUUUUCCUUACAAAGGGAAAAGAAGGAAAAGGGAAAGUUGUGACCAAAGCCCACAAUGACACCUAUGUAGCAGUAGGUGACAAAGGAAUGAAAGUAGCAGCUCAGAGCUCAUCAGCCUCUGAGGGAAUUAGCCUUCAAGAACCAGCGGGUCUGGAUGAGUGGGCCCAGGCAGCGCUUUGUCAGUGGCAAAGGGUUAGAGAUGAUGGGAGAGGAUAUGGAUGGCCCAGGAAAGGAGAGACGGCAGUGCUUUGUCUCUGGGAUCAGCAAGGAUGGUUGCAGGAUUCGCUUCACAGUACAAAUGCUUGAACAUGUUUUAGCAUCUUUUCUCUGUUCUUAAGCCUCAGAAGGCACAAUCUUCGAGGGAGCCUGUAGAAGGAUAAGCUUUCACCUAGAAAACCUCUGACUGCCUCCUGACCAUCCACUUCCCUAGGAAUUCGCUGAGCUCGCCAAUGGGCAGCACGGGGUGUGCAGCAGAGCUGGCGAUUGCAGCUGCGGAGGUGAGGAGUGCAGUGCGAGCUGAGCGGGAAGAGCCCCUUGCCAUGGCUGAGGCCGCAGAGGCACGGAAUGCUCCGAAUGCCAGUGGCUGAGGGAGCCACGGCGGCUGCUGCUGGACGAGCGAGAAACGCAGCAGGAGCAUUUCAGGCACGGCAAGGACAGGCCAUUGCUCUGCCUGCUGCCGCUGCUGCUCCCGCUGCUCCCGCACACAGUCGUUUCCGGCACCUCUGUUCUCUCGCCGCUGCGACGUGCUUUCUGCCUCUUCCUCACUCAGCAAACACGCAGCUUGCUCUCGCCAUGCACCUCGCACAUCUCAUCCUCACCGUCUUCCUGGCACAGCUCCUCGUGGCUUCAGUCAGAGCCCAGGUGCAGCAGGAGCCUUUCCUGGAGACCACCGAGGACACCGGCAUCAGAAUCAACUGCUCACACCCUAAAAAACGGGCGGUGGAUUUCAUCCAGUACUACCGUCAGCUCCCAGGCGAAAACCUCAAAUUCCUCGCAUCGACUGCUACAAAUCCCAAGGAUGUGCCGGACAUUGCAGGAAAGCUGUCGGUGUCGGAGGACGGGCAGAGCAGCGCGCUGUGGCUCAGGCGGCCUCGGCGCGGGGACGCGGCCGUGUAUUACUGCGCGCUGGUGGCACGGGCAGAGGAGCCGGGGCUGCGGCCGGGCACGAACCGGGGCGGGCGGGGCCCGCAGGGGCCGGGGGCACAGCGCCGCCCGCGGCCAGCAGGGGGCGCUGCCGCUCCGCCCGCCGGGCCCCAGGCGGCUCCGCAGCUCCUUCAGUGCCCCGAGCCCGCGCACAGCGACAGCGCCCAGCCCGCCACGGUAAAGAACCUCUGA
Molecule: messenger RNA, 1776 nt
Organism: Catharus ustulatus (Swainson's thrush)
Lineage: Eukaryota; Metazoa; Chordata; Aves; Passeriformes; Turdidae
Exons: 3
Coding region: 1006-1776 (256 amino acids)
Biological process (GO): response to bacterium
Source: RefSeq, a predicted model, not a curated record